AUGUAGUUCGAUAAAUAGUUUGAUGGAUUCAAAGGUGAUAAACAGGCCUUUUUGAAUUAAAAAAAGAAGGAAAGAGAGUAGAAAAAAGAGUUAAAAGUUAAAAUAUAGUCAUGCACAAAGAUUUAGACUUACUGGAGAUACAAAAAGAAUGUUUCUAUUGAGUUAAAAAAAAAAUUAGAUGACUUCACAAAAAAAAUAAAAGAUAUCAAGAUAGUCAAGUAAAAAAUUAGCUAAUAAUAGCAAUAAGAGCUUGCAAAUAAAAUUUUCUUAGUCUAUCCAAUAUUUUUUGAAACAACUUUAUUCAUUCAUCCUAGAAAUGUUCUCUAAUAUAGUGAAAUUCUUUUAGAAAUAGUUAGUCUACUCAUAGAAGCUUCAAAGCAAUCUGUAAUGAACUAGUUUGAGGGUAAAGAAAGCAAGUUCAGCUAUAUCUACAGAAUAGUUCUUCUUUGCUUGAGUCUUUUUUCAUAACUUAAAGAAGAGAAGUAAAAUGAAAAACAAAAAAUAAAUGAGUUCCUAAUUGAGUUUUAUAAGAAUUGCAAGAAAGUUAGAAAAGAAGUUUUGGUUCCCACUAAAUAUUUGACAAAACUUCUAAAAAUAGAAGACAAUUUCUGUAGUUAGAAAGGAAUAAGGAAAUCUAUAAAAUAUGCAUGCUUUACCAAGCCUAAUAAAGAUAUUGUGCUACAAAGUCUUCUCACAUCGAAUAGUUUUUAGAAUCUUUUAAAAAAUAAUCAAUCAAGAGCUUCAAGAAUAUUUAACAUAAUAUCAGAGGAAUAGUUAAAUGUUAAUGAGUUUAGGAUUAAUCAUUUGAGAAACAGAGUGAAUAACUAUAUAAAAAUUUGGUCUCUAAUUGAUAUAGAUAAAGAGCAGGAAAAUGUGCUCUAAAAUUUCUCAAAUAUAUUUAUGGGCAGCUUGUAAAAUCUAGUUUUAUAAACUAAAGACUUGAUUCCCACUUCAAAUUAAAAUGAAAUGGAAAUCGAAGAAGAAAAUAAUGCUAAUUUAAUGAUAAACGAAGAAAUUGAAAAAUAUAAAAGCAAAACUAAAUUUUAUAAACAAUUUUCUCUUGAAUUAAGUAGCAUUAAUCUUUCUGUUUUUGCAGAAGAUAAAACAAUUAAGUUAUUCUGCAAUAUGAUAAACCAUCUUAAAUAAAUCAAACCCUUUACACCUUAAGUUUUAGAAAAAAUAAGUAAUAUAUGUGGGUAAUUUUUGAUGAUGAGUAAAAUAAGAAAUUCUUAUUAGUUAGGUUUAAAAAUAAAGCUUGCAUAAAACUUCUAACUUCUUAAAACUCUCUAUGGAGUUUUCACUCAUUUAAAUUUCGACAUUGGCAAAUUCAGACUCCAUUCAAAGUUUUUGGGCAAUGUGGUUGGAUUAUUUUGCAUAUUAUUUAAGAAAAAAUUGAAUUUAAUGGAUGAUGAGGAGUUCUUUGGUGUUUUAGGUAAAGGAAAUGGAAUUAUAAUGCUUGACGAGCAAAUUAUUCAAAAUAAUUUCAAUUUGCAAGAGAUGAAGCAAAUAAUAGAUUUUUUCAAUUUAUUUGCAUUUAAGCUUUUGUUUACUGAGGCUUAAGCUGAUUACAGACCUUGUGAAAAGAAAGUGGUCACUCUCUUAAAAUAGCUUUAUUCAAGAGAUUCUAGAAAAAAGUUUUAUGAUAACUGGAUACUAGAAAGCGAAGAAAAUUAAAUCUUGCUCAACAAUUUUAACUUUAAGAAAAUAGAUGAAGAAAAUUCAUAUAUGAGUCGUCUUUUGAAUAGAAUUCCUCAUAUUUUUACUUUCGAGAAAAGAUAUUAAAUGAUGAAAAAAUUCAUCACUGAAGAUUAAUCUGUUCAAGAUAGAAAUCCCUUUUAGUUUUAUUAAAUGUAGGACGAAGACGAUGAAAAUGGUUAGGCCAACGCCAUCAAUUCUAAAAAUAUUUUUAUUUAAAGAGGCAAAGAAUUAGAUGAUGCCUUUAGCAAAUUCCAUAAUAAAAAUAUGAAAGCCCUUUACAAAAUUUCAUUUGUUGAUGAGCAUGGAUUUAUCGAAUAAGGUAUUGAUGGAGGUGGUAUUAUUAAAGAAUUUAUCAACUCUGUAGUCAGACAAGGAUUUGAUCCUACUUGCGGACUGUUCAUCGAGACUGCAGAAAGAACUCUCAUGCCAGCUCCAAAUAACAAAAACAAAUUAGCGAGAUACACUUUUCUUGGAAAGGUUGUUGGAAAAGCUAUUUAUGAGAAUAUUUUUAUUGAACCAGUUUUUUCUAAAGUAUUUUUAAAUUAAAUUCUUGAAAAACCAAGUACUCUUGAAGAUCUCUAAUAUGUUGAUAAGGAGCUUUAUAAAAUGUUGAUGAAUUUAAAGCACACUAAAGAUAAUGUUGAAGAUUAUGGCUUGACUUUUUCUAUUGAUGAUAUUUAUAAUGGAGCUGUUGAGCUCAAAGAAAAUGGGUCACAAAUAGCUGUAACAAAUGAAAACAAAUUCGAGUAUAUUAGUUUAUAUGCAUAAUAUAAACUAAAUUCCAUGAAUGAACCUGAAGCCCAUGCAUUCAGAGAGGGAUUCGCAUCUGUAAUUGACUAAGAAUGGCUUUCGAUGUUUAACCAUGAUGAACUCUAGCUUAUUAUUUCAGGCAAGUUCACUUGCUUUGAUGUUUAAGAUUUAAAAAAGCACACUCAAUAUAAGGGUUACAAUCCAAACGACUUGACAAUUAUUUUCUUUUGGUAAACACUUGAAUCAUUUACAGAUGAAGAAAAGGGUAAAUUCCUUCAUUUUGUAACAAGUUGUAGCCGUCCUCCAACUCUCGGUUUCAAGCAGUUGAAUCCCCAAUUUUGUAUCUAGAAAUCUAUAGAUGACAACAAUCCUCAAAAACCAGAAAAAUUGCCUACUAGUUCUACAUGUAUGAACAUACUUAAACUGCCAAAUUACGAAGAUGGUAAUAAACUGAAAUUGAAGCUACUAGAAGCAAUCUUUUCAGGUGCUGGGUUCGACUUGAGCUGA
Molecule: messenger RNA, 2955 nt
Organism: Tetrahymena thermophila SB210
Lineage: Eukaryota; Ciliophora; Oligohymenophorea; Hymenostomatida; Tetrahymenidae
Product: HECT domain ubiquitin transferase
Exons: 9
Biological process (GO): protein polyubiquitination; ubiquitin-dependent protein catabolic process
Molecular function (GO): ubiquitin protein ligase activity
Source: RefSeq, a predicted model, not a curated record